AGAGCUCAUUAAAUAAAUGAAAACAUAAAUAAACUCAUAUAGACACAAAUCGGCUUAAAAAUGGUAAAUCUUAAGCAUUCUGCUGCUUAUUUGUAUCGGCAAUAUGAGCUGGCGACCUGUAUCAACAUGUUCGAGCCGUGGGAAAAGAAAUUAAUCAACGGAUUCGUGUUAAUCAUGUUGACACUUGUUAUUUUCUCAAGUUGCGUCUAUCUGCCCAGCUAUAUGGGCUCGCUGCUGGAGGUCAUAACGCCAACUAGUUGGCCAAGUAGCCAGCCGGCAGGAACUGGUUUCAUGUCUCAAAAGAUGCGCAGCAUUUAGAAUUUGAAAUGGGAACACGCUCUCCGGAGCAGCAAUAUCAACACCCAAUAGUUUAAUUAGACGCUUUAAAUACUCCCGCAAAUGGAUAACUAUA
Drosophila busckii is the source of this 412-nucleotide messenger RNA. Its product is annotated as serine palmitoyltransferase small subunit B. NCBI's taxonomy places the organism in Eukaryota, Metazoa, Arthropoda, Insecta, Diptera, Drosophilidae. Bases 61 to 318 code for a protein of 85 amino acids. The record is from RefSeq and is a predicted model, not a curated record. The transcript is spliced from 2 exons.